Ruditapes philippinarum (Manila clam) is the source of this 1888-nucleotide messenger RNA. RefSeq names its product ferrochelatase, mitochondrial-like. Gene Ontology annotation, biological process: heme biosynthetic process. The transcript is spliced from 11 exons. NCBI's taxonomy places the organism in Eukaryota, Metazoa, Mollusca, Bivalvia, Venerida, Veneridae. Bases 64 to 1389 code for a protein of 441 amino acids. Gene Ontology annotation, molecular function: protoporphyrin ferrochelatase activity. The record is from RefSeq and is a predicted model, not a curated record.
UUAAUAAGGGUCUAAAAACCGGGAACCAAACCUGGAAAACCCGGAAAUAAACUUAGUAUCGGGAUGUCUAUGUCUAUUUAUAGUAACCAAAUGUCAGUUCACAUCAAACCUCCGGUGAAAAACAUGGCAAAAAUAUGCAGACAGAUUUUUACAGUAUUACAGAACCACAGUUUAAGAGGACAAAAAGGACAGGAAUGUUGUGCUUUGAUAUCUUGUUACUAUGGGAACAGAAGGUUUGCUAGUUCAGAGAGCAAAGCAAAGACUGGGAUUUUGAUGUUGAAUAUGGGUGGUCCAGAGACGUUAGAUGAAGUCCAUGACUUUUUGUUGAAUUUGUUUAAAGAUAGGGAUCUUAUACAACUGCCUGCACAAAGUAAACUAGGGCCAGUUAUAGCAAGCAGACGGACACCUAGUAUACAGAAACAGUAUCAUGAGAUUGGUGGAGGUUCUCCCAUCAAGAAAUGGACGACACUUCAAGGACAGGGAAUGGUUGAUAUACUAGAUAAGAUUAGUCCACAAACAGCACCACAUAAGUUCUAUAUUGGAUUCAGAUAUGUGAACCCUCUUACAGAAGAUGCCAUUGAGCAAAUGGAAAGUGAUGGUGUUACGAGAGGUAUAGCUUUCACUCAGUACCCACAAUACAGUUGUUCUACAACAGGAAGUAGUAUGAAUGCUAUUUAUAGACAUUAUCGAAAUCGAAGCUCUGUAAGUCAGAUAGCGUGGAGCAGUAUUGACAGGUGGCCAACAAAUAAAGGACUUAUAAAGACACAUGCUGAUCAUAUACGUGCAGAAUUGGAGAAAUUUCCGGAAGAAGUUAGAGAUGAAGUUGUUAUCCUGUUUUCAGCACAUUCCCUACCUCUUAAGAGUCAGAAUCGAGGAGACCCAUACUCUACAGAAGUUGGUGCUACUGUGUUAGCUGUGAUGGAAGAGUUGGGUAACUCACAUCCAUACCGGCUAGUCUGGCAAUCAAAGGUAGGCCCGUUGCCAUGGUUAUCACCACAGACAGAUGAUGCCAUCAAAGGUUUGGUUGCUAGGGAUAAGAAGAACAUCAUCUUGGUGCCAAUAGCAUUUACAAGUGACCAUAUAGAGACAUUGUUUGAACUGGAUCUAGAAUACGCAAAAGGUCUAGGGGAGGAGCUUGGUGCUAAUAUCCGCAGAUCAGGGGCUCCCAAUGGAAAUCCUAUCUUCAUCAAUGCUUUAGCUAAUAUUGUAAAGGAUCACUUAGAUUCGGGACGAUCUUGUUCAGCACAGAAUGUUCUUCGAUGUCCAAUGUGCACCAACGCUGUGUGUGGUGAAACAAAACGAUUCUUCGAGCACCAGCAAAGAUACAUCAGUAAACCGACAGAAUCUCCAAACAUGAAGUCAGCUGAUAAGAUGUCCCAAACAGCAUAAAAGGGAAAAGGAUAAUUCUAGAUUUGGUUGUGAAGUUGUUAAAAAGUCAAAUAUUUUCUUUGGUUUUAUUUUUUUCCCCUCAUAAUCUUUGCACAUAGGGCCGUCAAUUGUUGUUUUUUUUUACAUUUUGACGAGUUGAAAUCUUUAACCAUUUUACAAAAAAAUAUUUAUUAAACUUUAAAGUUAUUGACAUAGACUGUUUAUGUUAUUGUUAAAACAUUAUGUUAUUUUUUUAAAAAAAGAUAACGAAAAAGAAGAAUGAUAUCUGAAAUCCAAUUGCUGUCAUUACAAACAUAUUUUAGGCAUCAUUUCUUAUCUAAUCUUUAAAACAGAAACAGAUUGAAGAGAAGUUUUUCAUUUACAAAAAGGCGUAAACAAAUUUAAAAAAAAACACACAAAUUUGCUGUUUCAAAUACACGCCUAAGAAAUAAAAGUCGCUUCUAAAGUGCUUGUAAAUUUAAGCUGAAAACAAAUACAAUGAAGAAUGUGUAGUGUAAUG